Molecule: messenger RNA, 1779 nt
Organism: Fusarium oxysporum Fo47
Lineage: Eukaryota; Fungi; Ascomycota; Sordariomycetes; Hypocreales; Nectriaceae
Product: phospholipase D regulator
Exons: 2
Coding region: 367-1500 (377 amino acids)
Biological process (GO): positive regulation of catalytic activity
Cellular component (GO): fungal-type vacuole; cell periphery
Source: RefSeq, a predicted model, not a curated record
GGGAUCUCCAAUCUCUAAUUUCCCAGUCUAUUUCGUUACCUUCCGUUCCAACUAUUGUGAUUUUUUGCUGUGUGUCGUGUGCGUUUUUGUCUUCAUUACAUUUCUUGAACUCCAACCGUUGACGGUCACGAAUCCGAUUUUCCUAAUUAGUACCUUCUAUUGUAUGGUUUUCUUCUGUAAAACACAAUAGGCUCGGCUCUCAACUCAACCCACGUGUCGCCGGCUCAGCCGCGCUUUAACAAAUCGACUGCCAUGCCAGUUUGUCCUGGGUACGCUUUGCGAUCGCCCUCGCCGGCUUCAAUAUCCGGCUGAAGACAUAAAUAUCGCGAUCGUUGGCUUCGUCGCCGCCGCCGCUGAUUUCACGUCAUGACUUCUCCCUCUCCUCCACGAACUGGCACUGGCACUGGCACCUAUCACGACUCCCCACGGACCUAUGAUUCAGGUCGUACUUUGAGCAGCUCCGUCGCGGGCAGGUCUGCCCGUCUACGCCCCCCUCGAUCCCUCCCACCCUGGAUUGAUUCAUGGGACGACAAACAUGGCUCAGUAAGCGACGACCAACUGCGGCUACUCCGGCCUCCCACUCGCGCUGUCCCACCACAACAUAACUCGUCACCAAGUGACCCCAAAAGACGAAUCUCUAAAGAUGGCUUCGUCGAUCCGCAAGAUCCUCUUGCUGGCCAAGGCCAGGAAACGAGAGGCAAGAUUCCCCAUUUUAUGCGCUACGGCCGCGCCUCGAUGCGUGGCAGGAAAUGGGACCAUCUGAGAUCCGCAGAACCCGUCAUUGUGCCAGGACAUAAACCAGCAUUAACCUCGCAGCCGAACAUAGCAUGGCAAGACUUUGUCCAAUCUUCGUCGUGGGGUCGCAUGACUAAUGAGGACUCGAAAGUGGUGGAUGUUGAGGCUCUAAACGACCUACAACCAAAUUUCAACACACCAGCCCGCCACCCUUACGAUGCACAAGAAGCCAGGGUCUCACGGAAGAAGAGGACGCUAGCUCCGUACAAACGUUUAUGGAAUAUAGCUAUUCGGCACUCUCUCGCUCCUCUGAUGUUUAGACUGAGCGUCAUGGUCACUUCUAUCAUUGCCCUUGCUAUUGCGGCGCGGAUCCACCUGCUUGAAGACGUUGAUAGCACAGAUUCAGCUGAGGAGACACAAUCCAUAGUUGCCGUGGCCGUAGACUGCGUGGCUAUUCCAUACAUUGGUUAUAUGAUCUGGGAUGAGUACACGGGCAAGCCUUUGGGGUUAAGAUCUGUUGUCUCCAAGAUCUCUCUCAUCUUGCUAGACCUCUUUUUCAUCAUCUUCAAGUCGGCAAGCACAGCACUUGCGUUCGAGAGCCUUGUCUAUCAUAACUUGUCCGAUACAGCAGUGAGGAGCUUGUCUAAGGCGCUGGCAGCAUUCAUGCUCAUGGGACUGAUUGCUUGGACGAUGAACUUUGCAGUCAACAUAUUCCGCACAGUGGAACGCCUGGGAGGAGGUGAAGAUGAUGGGCUGCAUGGUUAGAAAGGGAAGUGAGGGAUGACUGGAGCAACGGACUCGAUUUGGAAAUUUAGGAUACCCCUUUGAGCAGGGAGUGCUUAUGGCGGGCCGGCUGGAAUAUAUGGAACAUUGAUAUCACGGUAGACCGUGCUUAGCGUUCAUUGCUGCUCUCCUUUCUCUUUAUUAGUAUUACAGACAACCUAUUACACGUGCUAAACAUGCAUGUUUCUUAUAUUCAGGAACAACCUUGGGUUGGGGAAUGAUCCAAAAGAACAAAGCUUAAUUCUGUGUCUGUUGCUGGAA